UGCGCGGUGGGCGUGAUCCGGGCACUCAGGGCAGGAUGAACGCUGCUUUCCAAGAUGGCGACGGAGGGAGGAGGGAAGGAGAUGAACGAGAUUAAGACCCAAUUCACCACCCGGGAAGGUCUGUACAAGCUGCUGCCGCACUCGGAGUACAGCCGGCCCAACCGGGUGCCCUUCAACUCGCAGGGAUCCAACCCUGUCCGCGUCUCCUUCGUAAACCUCAACGACCAGUCUGGCAACGGCGACCGCCUCUGCUUCAAUGUGGGCCGGGAGCUCUACUUCUAUAUCUACAAGGGGGUCCGCAAGGCUGCGGACUUGAGUAAACCGAUAGAUAAGAGGAUAUACAAAGGAACACAGCCCACUUGUCAUGACUUCAACCACCUCACAGCCACAGCAGAGAGUGUCUCCCUCCUAGUGGGCUUUUCCGCAGGCCAAGUCCAGCUCAUAGACCCCAUCAAAAAAGAAACUAGCAAACUAUUUAAUGAGGAAAGCUCUUGUCAGCACUUGUGGAAGGUGGAGUGGAACGAAGACAGAGAGAAUGAAGGUAGCACGACCAGUGAGGAGGCUCUAGUAACUGUCCAGAGACUAAUAGACAAGUCACGAGUGACCUGUGUCAAAUGGGUUCCCGGCUCGGAAAGCCUUUUCCUAGUAGCCCAUGCAAGUGGGAACAUGUACCUGUAUAAUGUGGAGCACACUUGUGGCACCACAGCCCCCCACUACCAGCUCCUGAAGCAGGGCGAGAGCUUCGCCGUGCACACUUGCAAGAGCAAAUCCACGAGGAACCCUCUCCUCAAGUGGACGGUGGGCGAGGGGGCCCUCAACGAGUUUGCUUUCUCCCCAGAUGGCAAGUUCUUGGCGUGCGUGAGCCAGGACGGGUUUCUGCGUGUGUUCAACUUUGACUCUGUGGAGCUGCACGGCACGAUGAAAAGCUACUUUGGAGGCUUGCUGUGCGUGUGCUGGAGCCCGGACGGCAAGUACCUCGUGACGGGGGGCGAGGACGACCUGGUCACGGUCUGGUCUUUCGUGGACAGCCGCGUCAUAGCGCGAGGCCACGGGCACAAGUCCUGGGUCAGCGUGGUGGCCUUCGACCCCUACACCACGAGCGUAGAGGAAGGCGACCCCAUGGAGUUCAGCGGCAGUGACGAGGACUUCCAGGACCUGCUCCACUUCGGCAGAGACCGGGCCAACAGCACGCAGUCCCGGCUGUCCAAACGGAACUCCACGGAGAGCCGCCCCGUCAGCGUCACGUACCGGUUCGGCUCCGUGGGCCAGGACACGCAGCUCUGCCUGUGGGACCUCACGGAGGACAUCCUGUUCCCUCACCAGCCCCUCUCCAGGGCGCGGACCCACACCAACGUCAUGAACGCCACCGGCCCCCCGGCCGGGAGCACCGGGAACAGCGUCACGACGCCCGGCAGCUCGGCACCCCCCCCUCUGCCGAGGUCCAACAGCCUCCCACAUUCCACCGUCUCCAGCGCCGGCAGCAAGAGCAGCGUCGCCGACGGGGCCAUCGCCUCGGGGGUCAGCAAGUUCGCCACGCUCUCCCUGCACGACCGGAAGGACCGGCACCACGAGAAAGACCACAAGCGGAACCACAGCAUGGGACACAUCUCCAGCAAGAGCAGCGACAGACUGAACCUGGCCCCCAAAGCCCGGACGGACCCGGCCAAGACCCUGGGGACAGCCCUGUGUCCCCGGAUGGAGGACGUGCCCUUGCUGGAGCCGCUCGUCUGCAAGAAGAUAGCGCACGAGCGCCUGACCGUGCUGAUUUUCCUCGAGGACUGCGUGGUCACCGCCUGCCAGGAGGGCUUUGUUUGCACAUGGGGGCGGCCGGGGAAGGGGGUGAGUUUGAACCCUUGACGCUGCCCCGGACGGGACUCGGUGGGUAGCGACUCUUUCCUGCGGGCGGGGUGGGUGUACAAUGGAUGAAUGACACUUCUUCUUAAUGUAAAUCUAAAUGCAUCAGAGCCAUAAUUUUGGAUACUGCAUGCCAUGUAAUUCUGAAUCAUUUGAUAAUUCACCUUAGGACGUUUAAAAAAGUAUAAUCAGACUAAUUGCCAGCCGAGUCCGCCGCCCUCCUGGGAGCCACUGGAGCCCGAGGUCAGUGUUCCUGUCGUCGGCUCUCGGGUCGUGGGGGGUCGUGGCCGUGUGGGAGCAGCGGCGCCAGGGGCUGCACUUACAAUCUCUGCUUUCCCCGGAGCACCUCCGCUUACAUCCUCAGUUAGAGCGCCGGCCGCCGGCCGCCCUUUCUAGUCCAGUUUUUUUAUCUUAAUCAUAAAGCGUUUAGGGAUCUAUGAAAUUUAACUUUAGGAACAAAGCGUUCAGCAGGGUUGGUUGAUAUUAUUUUUACAUUGUUCUGGCAAUCCACAGAAAGAGAAGAGCCUUAAUUUUUAAAACCCAUUUUAGUCAUUUUAUGACAAUUAAAAUUGUUUAAUAAACAUCUUUUUCAAAGAA
Phyllostomus hastatus (greater spear-nosed bat) is the source of this 2451-nucleotide messenger RNA. RefSeq names its product WD repeat domain 20 (gene WDR20). Bases 55 to 1857 code for a protein of 600 amino acids. The record is from RefSeq and is a predicted model, not a curated record. Lineage: Eukaryota; Metazoa; Chordata; Mammalia; Chiroptera; Phyllostomidae. Gene Ontology annotation, molecular function: protein binding. The transcript has 4 exons.